GAGGUCGAAAGCAUUUUCCUAAAAAACAAAUAAGAAAAAAAAACACUCAGCCUUUAUCUAUUUAUCUUUAAUAAAACUUGAUAAUUCAAUUUUGUUGUUGCUGUUGUUUUCAUAGGGUUAAUCGCCUCGUUUAGAUUCUUCACCAAGUGACUCUCAUUUUCCAGCUCAAAUUGUUUUUAGUCUCAUCUGCCAAAAGCCAAAAUCUUUUGGCCUUAUAAUGUUUCUUGGCCUUUGGAAAAAAAACGAUUUUUUCUUCAAAAUUUCUACUCUGUUAUUAGCAAAAGCUGUUAACUUUAGCUUCAGAAUCUUGAACUAGCUGGAUAUUGAGUUUUGUUUGAACUUGAGCUUCUGCUCUCGAAACCAUUUCUUUGGAGAUUUUUGGGUAAGGAUUUUGGUCUUGCCAUUACUGGAGCUUUAGUAUUUUGUGAUCUUUUGAUUUGGGGUUUAACUGCAAAGUGAAAUUAGCUUCUCCUCCUACUUUGGAGCUUCCUGUUUGAUGCCAAAGUUUUGAUGCGAAGAUGCAGCCUGAUCAGAGAAGAAAGUCAGCGGCGGAUGUAGAUUUUUUCACCGAAUAUGGUGAGGGGAGCAGAUAUAGGAUAGAGGAAGUAAUUGGAAAAGGAAGCUAUGGUGUUGUUUGUUCUGCGUAUGACACGCAUACUGGAGAAAAGGUUGCAAUUAAGAAAAUCAAUGAUAUAUUCGAACAUGUAUCUGAUGCUACCCGGAUCCUCAGAGAGAUUAAACUUCUCAGGCUCCUACGUCAUCCAGACAUCGUUGAGAUCAAGCACAUCUUGUUGCCUCCGUCGAGAAGGGAGUUUAAAGAUAUAUAUGUGGUAUUUGAACUUAUGGAAUCUGAUUUACACCAGGUCAUCAAAGCAAAUGAUGAUUUAACUCCCGAACACUACCAGUUUUUUCUGUAUCAGCUCCUGCGAGGCCUGAAAUACAUUCACACAGCAAAUGUUUUUCACCGGGAUCUAAAGCCUAAAAAUAUCUUAGCCAAUGCUGAUUGCAAACUGAAAAUCUGCGAUUUUGGACUUGCAAGAGUAGCUUUUAACGAUACCCCCACUGCGAUAUUCUGGACGGACUAUGUCGCAACAAGAUGGUACAGGGCUCCAGAAUUGUGUGGAUCCUUUUUCUCCAAGUAUACUCCAGCAAUAGAUAUAUGGAGCAUCGGGUGCAUCUUUGCUGAACUUUUAACAGGAAAACCUUUGUUUCCUGGAAAAAAUGUUGUCCACCAAUUGGAUCUGAUGACUGAUCUUUUGGGAACACCGUCUGCUGAAGCCAUUGCUAGGGUACGUAAUGAGAAAGCUCGGAGAUACUUGAGCAGCAUGCGAAAGAAAAAGCCGAUUCCACUUUCCCAGAAAUUCCCUAAUGCAGAUCCUCUUGCAGUUCGUUUGUUAGAAAGGAUGCUUGCCUUUGAACCCAAGGAUCGGCCUACUGCUGAAGAGGCCCUUGCUGAUCCAUAUUUUAAGGGCUUGGCCAAAGUUGAAAGGGAGCCUUCUGCUCAACCGGUUACCAAGAUGGAAUUUGAAUUCGAGAGGCGUAGGAUUACAAAGGAAGAUGUUAGGGAACUCAUAUACCGGGAAAUACUUGAGUACCAUCCUAAAAUGUUGAAAGAGUAUUUGGAAGGAUCAGAGCCAACUGGCUUCAUGUAUCCUAGUGCGGUCGACCAUUUCAAGAAGCAGUUUGCUUUCCUCGAGGAGCACUAUGGAAAUGGUACCACUGCAGCUCCACUUGAGAGACAACAUGCAUCUUUACCGAGGCCAUGUGUAUUAUAUUCAGAUAAUUCAGUGCAAAACUCAACAGAUGUGACAGAUAACUUGUCUAAAUGUUCCAUCAAGGAGACUGAAAAACCCCAUGCAGAGAGAAGCUUUGCAAUCCCCAUGUCAAGGCUUCCCCUUCAAGUUCCUCAAAGCAUCCAAGCAGGUGCUGCCAGACCUGGGAAAGUAGUUGGAUCGGUAAUGCGUUACAACAAUUGUGGGGCAGUAGCGGCAGGUGAGGCUCUUGAACAGCGAAGGAUGGCCCGGAACCCAAUAGUUCCAACUCAAUAUGCAUAUCCACAGAGAAAUCCAGUCCGUAAAAACGACAGGGGAGAAGAUGAAGUAGUUGAAAGUUCAAAUGAAUUGCAGCCAAAACCCCAGUACAUGGCUAGGAAAGUUGCUGCUGCCCAAGGUGGAUCCAGAAGUCAGUGGUAUUGACCUAAUAUCAACUACUAAUGGCUAACAAAAAUGCCGGUGAUAUAGGAGUUCAUCGGGUGAGGAAGCGAUGUUAUACAUGCUCCAGCAGAGCUGGCUAAGAAAGAUAAACUACACACGUUAAGCUAUAAUUGUAAUUUAUAGCACUAAUUUGGAAGAGAUUAAACUAUGUCUGCUAUCCUUCACCCCAUGGUUUUAUGAUCCAGAUCACUGACAAGAUAAGUGAACUUACAGACUUGAGCAGAAGGCAAAGUGUUCUCUCAAUUUAUGUUCUCAACUUAUUAUGUUCUUAUUCUUUGUUAACACCCUUUACCCUCCAACUUGGCUUGCAGUUAUUUAUAUGAUGCUUCAGUUGUAAU
This is a messenger RNA of Hibiscus syriacus, 2551 nucleotides long. Its product is annotated as mitogen-activated protein kinase 16-like. The transcript is spliced from 12 exons. Gene Ontology annotation, molecular function: ATP binding; MAP kinase activity. Bases 519 to 2195 code for a protein of 558 amino acids. The record is from RefSeq and is a predicted model, not a curated record. Lineage: Eukaryota; Viridiplantae; Streptophyta; Magnoliopsida; Malvales; Malvaceae. Gene Ontology annotation, biological process: protein phosphorylation; intracellular signal transduction. Gene Ontology annotation, cellular component: nucleus; cytoplasm.